Messenger RNA from Durusdinium trenchii, 1383 nucleotides. Lineage: Eukaryota; Dinophyceae; Suessiales; Symbiodiniaceae. The record is from the annotation of a GenBank genome assembly.
GCUCAACUGCAGUGCUUGCAACAGUGACACAAGCAUUUUCCUUGCGACAUAUUGAACCUCGGCAUUUGCAGUGUAGAACAAGAUGUGCUUCGAAAGAAUGCACUGACAUGAAUUCCUCAAUUGACUUUAUAUGUUUGACAGGCAGCAUGCCAGAUACUCCGGCUGCUUUACUCACACAGAUGUCGGCGGAAGUCGAUGGGAGCAUGCUGGAGAUAGGGCAUGCGUACACGGUGUGCAUCGAUCUUGGUGCGAACUACACUGCAGGCAGUUCAGGCUUUGUGGCCUAUGUUUCAGGUGUGACAUCAGCGGAUCCUUUUGUAUACCCAACAAGCCAGCACAGCUUCACUUUGAUUUGCGAUGGCUGCAGCGACACGACACAGAUAUUUCUUGGAACUGAAGAGUGCCAGGUGCUGUGGAGUCCUCGAGCUAUACUUGCCACUGCAGGUGUCCUGGAUUGGACAUCCUAUUUGGAUGCCACAGCUUUGCAAGUUGGGAUGUACUACCAGCUGUGCGUUGAUCUCGACGGAGAGAAUCAAACUUUGCAGGGAGGCCCUACCGGGUUGGAUGUCUUUGUUUCUGCAGUACUGGAUUACGAGCGCCCGAUUGACGGGGUAUUUCGCGCAAAUCUUGCACAGAAAAUCAGGCUCAUGUGUUCCAGUUGCAGCCGUGCUGCCGAAGCUUUCUUGGGGGAGAGCUGCAGAAUGUUUGGAGAAAACACGACAGCGUCAGCACCAGCCACCCUUUCACCAAGAGCAGUAUUUCAAUUCGAUGGAGUGAUCUGGAGUGUGGAGAUUGAUGCCAGUGAUCUUCAUCCAGGGGGUCGGUAUCGCUUGUGCAUUGAUAUGGACGGGCAGGCAACGGGGCUUACUGCAGGUGACACUGGACUUACUGUCUAUUUGAGCCCUGCCAAAGAGCUUGAUCCGCUGACGAUCCUUCCAUUGCCACAGCAGACUGUUGGACCUUUUGCUUGUGAGGUUUGCUCUGAGGUGACCCGCGCAUAUCUUGGGGUAGAAUGCCCGGGGCACAUCACAGGCCUUGUUGGGGCAUACAAUCCUGGUGACACCGACCCACAGGAUCUCAAUCAGACAAAUGACACAGCCCUACCAGGAAAGUGGUUCAAAUCUAGUGGCGAUGGAGGAUUGCUUGCCAAUCCUGAUGGAGUAGGUUGGGUUGUGACCUUGAAUGCAGAGAACCUCACUGCGGGGUAUCACUACAGGCUUUGUCUUGACUUGGAUGGCUUCGACACAGCACUGGGCUUUGGAGACACAGGAGUGAAGGUCUCUGUUGUUGCCGAACUCCCUGUGGCACCGGAGCCCGCGCCAGAAAUUAAUCUGUCCAGUGUCAACUCUUCCAACUCCUCGAUCUUGGAUGCUGAUGCAGGAC